GGUUUUGCUUCGCUGUGAUCUGCGCUGCGGAUACGGAAAGGCGAAGAUUAAUCACGCAGUAGAAUAGUUGAGGCUCCCUUCCUUCUCUCCCUCCAACCGCUGGUUCUGUUGGGCAGCGGGCGAUGGUGUUGUUGUUGUUGUGGUCGUUGUCGGACAAGCAAACGAAUUUCCUUGUGCAAAGCAGUGCCAUAUUCACGUUCUUCUUGCUCAUCUAGUCCAGUUUCUUCAAAGGCAUAGUUCUGGCAAAGUAUUACGUUCAAAGUUUGUUCUUUUCCAAAAGCCCCUCUCGGUGUGAAGCACGGAGCAUUCGCUGCUGUGUGUGAGUGUAUGAGUGUGUUGGUGUGUUUUGUGUAGCUGUGUGCGUCUGUGUUUGUACAAUGCGAGCAAAUGAUUGCAAUGUUUUCAAUCGCUAAGACAAUAAUGGCGACCGCUGCUUAGUGAUUACGUCCUAGCGAUUCAGCGCCCAGUCAAGUGGUGGACGUUUUUCCAUGCCCGUGUUUCAUCCGCACCCUAGCGUCAGGGAGGUAGCAGCUUCCGGUUGCACGCUGAACGGGAAAUGAUUCAUUCCAGCCAGAUAAUCGAACCACGAAGCAAGAAAAAUUACCAUCAGAGCACAGCACGGACGGUUUUUGUUUUGACUUUGUUCGGCCCCCUCCCGUUUUACGCUUUCCGCCGUCAGCUGUCAUAUCGGUGUGUGUCGCUUGUUCGGUGUGUCUUUUUGGUGUUUCUAGUGCGUUGUAAAUUGCGCACCGCCCGUACAAAGGAAAGUUAGGUGGAAAAAGUAUUUGGAUGGGAGUGAAAAUCGCAUUCGCAAACUAGCGGAAGAAACAAACACACAAGCAAUAGUGUGUGGAUAUCAAUCAGGCUCGUUGCUUGACCUUGCUGUAGGAUCGCGAAUAUCCACACACACACCCACACACCCCAAUCAACCACCAUCGCUAAUGGAAAAAUACUAAAUCGUGAAUGUGCAUUCCAUCUAUUGUUGCUUCCGGUUUGCAGCAAAGAAGUGCUGGGCAAAGAAAAAGGUGAACGUUUCCUGCCCCCGCCGUAUAAAAGACGCAUGUGAAGACAAUCGUGUCGCGAAAACCACAAACCCUCCGCGUUCCUCCUCUGCUUCCCGUACCUGAUACGCUGGCCUCUAGCCUGAUCUUGUGUUCCUGCGAUGCCGGCUAGCUGAAGUGUGACCGUUAGACAUGAUCAGCACCAUCAUCAUCAUCACUCUCCUAGAGCCGGACAGGCACUAGAGAGCUGUGAACACUGGUGCCGUUCACCCUUCUCCCACCCCGGUACCCAAAGGGACGGCCGCGUGCCGCGUGAAAAGGAAAAGACAGACGUGCGAGCGCGUACGCGUUAAACCGACCCUAGCGCAAAAGCGUAUCACAGACGGUGGACGGCAGGGGAGGCGACCGUGUACUCCAGGGGCGCAAACCCGGAGUCGUGCGGGAGCUAUAUAUAGAGUACGAAUCGCGAUUAUCGGGUUUGUUUUGGGGCCCAUCGUCGCGAAGCAUUAUCGCAAACGUUUCUGUGGAUUGAACAUGCUGCCGCAGUCGCUGAUAAUGGUGAAGGGCGGGUACGCGCGUAGGCCGAUGAAUCGGGCUGCACACCGAUCGCCGAAGUUCGUCCAUCGGCAGUACCAUCAUCGGCUGGUGAUGCUGGUCGCCAUGGUCCUGAUGUUGGCGCAACCCUGCGUACGAGCGGACAUACUCGUCUAUCAGAUGCUGAACGAUCAGAUCAUCGAAGAGUUUCGUGACCUUCCAGCCACGUUCGGCGGCGAAAUUCCCGACUCGGGGCUGAAGGUACUGGCGGACAGGGCGGACCCACCGGACGGUUGUACCGAAAUGCGUCCAGCGCCGAAUAUAACUAGCAAGUUUGCGGUAGUAAUCGCACGCUACAACUGUUCGUUCGAGGUGAAGGUACGGAACGCUCAACAGGCUGGAUAUGCCAUGGUUAUCGUUCACAAUGUGGGCAGUAAUGAUUUGGAGCACAUGUCCGCCAACCAUCCGCAAGAUCUGCUAAUACCGUCCGUGUUUGUGGGCGAAUCAGCUGGACGCAGCAUCAUCGAGGCGUACCUGUACGAUCAUGACUACGCACUGGUCAUAACCGAUGACAUCCCGUUCAACAUUAGCAAUAAUCUGAUUAUUCCAUUCGCCAUCGUUGUUGGGCUGUGCUUUAUCAUUAUGCGUGUCUUGCAGGUGCUGUUCAUGAUUAUCCGCUGCAUUCGUGAGCGGCGACGGCGGAUGCGUCACCGGUUGCCUGCCCGCGUGCUGCGCAAGAUCGGCAUCGUAAAGUUCGCUAAAGGGAUGCGCUUCGACACGUGCGCCAUCUGUCUGGAGGACUUUGUCGAGAACGAGCGACUGCGUGUGCUGCCCUGCCGGCAUGCUUAUCAUGCGAUCUGCAUCGAUCCAUGGUUGACGAAGAACCGGCGCGUUUGCCCCAUCUGCAAACGGCGGGUAAUAGUGCGCGGCGAGGCACGCCAACGUCGCUACUCCAGCGACAGCAUGUCGUCGACGAAUGCGGACGAAUCGACACCACUGCUCAACUCGACCGAAAACAGUACUUCGGGUAGCGCUGCCGGAGUGGUUACCGCACCACCGGCUACAUCGUCUUCCAGUCCGGUCACUGCUGCGGUUGCACCGUCCGGUAACAGUGGUGCCGGGGCGCAAACAGCUGCUGCUGCUGCACCGCAGCGUGAACAGCAGCAACUGCAGCAGAAUGCCGCUCCCGACAGUCACGUGAUGGAGGUGCCACCUUCUGACGACGACGAUGAGAUGCUGGACGAUCGGAAUGUACCGAGUGCGCGCUGGCUGUUGCGUGGCCGUACUUCCUCCCAGCAGCAGCAUCAGCAGCAGCAGCAACCGCAACAGCAACCCCUUAAUGAGUCUCCAUAUAGUCCGAUCGGUGACAAUGUGGCUACUCCUUCCCGUUGGAGGUUUUUCCAAAGAUUUUUCACCAGAAGUACGGCGCAAAGCGAUACCGAAGGCAACAACAUACAGGAACCGCCGGCACCGGCGCAAGCACCGUCACCCCAACCAUUCAGUCCCACCGUGCCGCUCGGCACGGGUAACAACAUCCUCAAUGCGCACCUGUCCGGUUCGUUCCACGGCUCGGAAGACACGACCGACGACGAACUGCUCGAUGCAAUGCAGCGCGACCGGACCAAGCAGCGCCAGUUCCGCUCCGCACCAGACAUGCCCUCGACCAGUGUCGGCGCGCGUCUCGGGGUAGCCGCACUGCCGAACGUUAACUUCAACCCGGCGGGCGGUGGCGCAAACGCGCCGGUAGCACCGGCCGAGUCAUCGUCCGGUGGUGGUGCCCCGAGACGGUACCCCCGCCAACCGAUGCCUCGGCAUGAGCGUAGACGUAAUGGCAACAACAAUAGCCAUAUUGUGUAAAUACGUGCCUAACCGAACGUGGCGGGACGUUCCUGGAGUGGCUGCGACGUUCGGAGGAUGGUGGUACUCACACACACAAACACACGCGUGAUUCGGUGUGCUAUAGCGUUUUUCUUUUCUUCUUUCUCUCCCGGGUGCGGACCACUCCCCCCAAAACCCCGCACCACGGGGGAGGAAAGUUGGGAAGGGUUAUUUUAGGAAAUCUUUUAAAAGGGAUGGAGCGCGUGCAGCCGAACGAAGCGAACGCACUACGGAUACCUAAAUCAUCAUUAUCAUCAAGAGCCCCUCCCCCCUGCAUAAUGUGCGCGACCAUAUUGAUGUCGCUUACACACGUGAUAUAGAGUACAUAUAUGUAAGCAUAACACAGCAAAAAAAAAAAACAACAAGUAAGCUGGCCAAGAGUUUGUAACUUUUCCGGGGAGUUGUCCCUUUUUUAGAAGGCAAGAUUGUGGUAGAGGUCCUGGCCAAGCAAUGCAAUGCAGCAUCACAACCCUCAUCCAUCCUGCCGUCAGUUAUCUUGUCCAAUCCCCGAACAUUCCCCGGGGGGGAAGGCAGAUAUCGCUCGAAUUGCGUGUCACAAAACACAACACAGUCACACAUAAUAUUAUGCUUUUUUUUGUAGCAGUAGUGCAAUGCACCACGUGUGCGUGUUGUGGACCGCGUUGUGAUCGGUGGUCGGUUGCAGGCUGUACUGUGAGCCUGUUGCAUUGCGUUGUUGUGUGUCUCUGCUUGUCUUGCAGGCAUCCAGUAGCUCGGUGUGGCCGCUUACUGUUGAAAUAAUUUACCUUAUUUACCAUUUAAACGUAUAGUCAUUCGUAUAUUAAUCGUUUAUUUUUUUCUCUUCAUUUUACUAACGGAACUGAGAGCAGAGGAGUAGAGUGAGUAGAUCGAAACAAUCGAAUAGAUAGUAGUGUGCGCCCACCAAUCGUGCGCUUGUGUGUGCUCUGCUUGUAUUUGCGAGCAGAACAGUAAUCAGUUUGUGUACCCCCUCCAGCAGAAGAGUUUAAUUGCGCGCAGUGUGUGAUUUUUACACACAUGUGAUUUUGAGUUAUUAGUGCGAUGUUUUGUCUGUUUUGUUGCACAAACAACAAACAAGCGCCACGGUUAGGACAAGAUAUACCGGACAGUUCCAAGAGCUGUUCCGAUGUGUAAUAUCUUCCUUCGACCACUUCCUCCGGCACGGAUUUUCCGUACAGUGUUUUUUUUUCUUUUUUUGCUGAAGAGCGAAGGAAAGCAAUAGAGAAAGAGAUCCCUAUUUUUAGUUGCUAACCACAUUGUGCGUAAAAGGGCGCGUAAAGGUAGGGAGUUGGGAGUAGCUGGCACAGCGGUACUCAUGAUAAUUAAGGGUCGCCACACAUUUUGUUUUUGUUUUUCGGGAUUUGCGUCCACUCUCAUCAUAGUUCGAACCGCGACUUGUACUACCACGGCGUUAGGGAAAAUAUUUGGUAGAGAGAGGUAUUUAGAGGUAGCGAGGAAAUAAAAUAGAAAACUCGUACUAUCUGCGUAAUCCAUAUAUAUGUAUGUAUGUGUGUGUGUGUGUGCAUUCGGACUUAUACGGUGGGAUGUACAUACGGUACUAUGAACAGGAUUAGUUCGGUAGGCUAAUUUCGACGCAUUCGUUUAUCUAAUCCGGACGAUACACGAGCGCAGACAGUGAACUCUCACGCUGAAGUGGAAUCAUGAACGUUCUCUCAAGAAAAGGAAGAGGGAAGAGAGCAAGCCUUUAUAGUGAAAUAGCCGGAGCAGAAGGAGAAGCUUGCGUUUCUUCGCUCGCGGAGAACGGAGAAAAGGCACUAUUGUAAACCAGAUUAUCCCGCGCUAGAUGAGAAAAGGAAGAAUAAACUGUACAAUAUAGUUGAA
Anopheles coluzzii is the source of this 5252-nucleotide messenger RNA. RefSeq lists its product as uncharacterized. The transcript has 8 exons. Gene Ontology annotation, cellular component: cytoplasm; nucleoplasm. The record is from RefSeq and is a predicted model, not a curated record. Bases 1536 to 3392 code for a protein of 618 amino acids. NCBI's taxonomy places the organism in Eukaryota, Metazoa, Arthropoda, Insecta, Diptera, Culicidae.